Temnothorax curvispinosus is the source of this 2230-nucleotide messenger RNA. RefSeq lists its product as uncharacterized. The record is from RefSeq and is a predicted model, not a curated record. NCBI's taxonomy places the organism in Eukaryota, Metazoa, Arthropoda, Insecta, Hymenoptera, Formicidae. The transcript is spliced from 6 exons. The coding region runs from base 1146 to 1580 and encodes 144 amino acids.
CCGUCGAGGAACUCGAGUUGUAUGCGAAUUUCGGUGCCCGCGACACACGCACGAGGUUUUCGGAAAUCGUUUGAAGACUGAUAGAAAUCGGGUCCGAUUUUUGCAAAUAAACGUAAAUACAUUCGUGCCGCGAAAUGCGUCGAUCACUAUAAAACUAAUGAUCAAACCUAAAAAAAACCUGGAAGACAGAUCUCUUCUGCUAGACUGCUCGAAAUGGAAGAAACUCCGGUCCGAUAAACUGUCUCGGAAUGUUUCAAAUUUUUUCACGUAAAAAAUUUGCAUGUGAAAAUGAGGCGUCGGACACAGCCAUGAUUAAUCGCGGCCUAAACCGAGAAAGGGCUCGACUCUGAAAGUUCAGUCGUGCGAAAGGAACCGAAGAAAACGCGGACGUGACUCGACUGAUAGGCGCGCGACCGACGAAUUUGGGAGUUAUACUGGUGAAUUUCCGGGGAUACGCUGCUGGUGUGUGCUGGUGACAGAGAGAAAUCGAUCUCUAAGCAAUCUCUUUCUCUCUCUCUCUCUCUCUCUCUCUCUAAGCAUCUCCAACUCCGAUUUGUAUUGGACGAUAAAAAAUUAAUGUACAUCUUUAAAUCAAUCAAGCGAUAUGCUUAAUAAAAGUGUAAUUAACAAAUAUAUAUUUUAAAUAUUAUGUGUAUUGUUCGGAAUAAUCAGUGAUUCCGGCCCAUCGCUUAUGUAAUUCACGCGGAAAGUAUCCAAGAAAAUAUCCAAAUUAUUCCAAGAAGGAAUAAUUUCCGAAGGCCAGACAAUUUUUUUACUCGCAAUUGAAGUUUAAGAAAAAAACGCAGACGUCGAACUAUCGAGGAUCUAUGAAGAACGUCACGAAAAUUUUGUACCAAAGUAUUGCAACGUAUUUAUGAAGUCGCUGCGCUGACGUAUAAAGCAUGACACGUCAGACCGCCGAAUGUGAUGUUCGGUGAAGGACUCCAGGAAGGUCUCACGGAAGUUAGUAUGCACGAGGGUUAAUGUUCCUGUCUCUCCAACAAGAACAACGAGGAGAAUACACGAGGUUAGCCGAGCAUGAACAAGGGAAGAUCCGAUGCGACAACCACUCGGAAAAUUUUCAUAGUGCUCGCAUCGCAAGAAUUUCGCGUCCAAUAAAUUCCUAGUUGCAGAACAAAGGGAAAAUGUCGGCCGAGGUGAGAGCUGGUCGACCUACCAUGCCCACGAUUCCGCACUCCAAAAGGCCUACAAUCUUGGUAUAUCCGACGGUUACGCCAGAGAGCAUAAUCAUCCCCAUCGUGUCCUGUAUUCUGGGGUUUCCAUUGCUGGCGUUGAUGGUAAUUUGCUGCCUACGGAGGAGAGCGAAACUCGCCAGGGAACGAGCCCGGCGAAGAAACUGUGAUUUGGAUCAUGGCGCAUUGAGCCUUGUCCGUUUCAGCCCGGUUCAUCGCCUAGCAUCAAAAGAGGAUUUAGCUGGCGUCGAUCGACCGGCACGUACGGUGUCCUUAAGGAGCGAUAGAGGAUCCCGAGCUUUCUCAUCCCUGGAGCUGGACACCGUCGUCGAGGAGCGUUCAGAUCCAGAGCAGAGCACGGCCCUCGAAUUAAGUAGUCCUGACUAGCAUCCGGACUUGGCACCGUCGAGGUCCCCACGACCAUCGAAAUCCUUGGCGGUGCCGUUGCCUGUGGAUCACAGCCCGUUAUGGACAGCUUUGACACACGCUAAUGCGGUCUCCGCGGCGUUAGGAGAUACCUAGCAGGAGGUGGAAGACGGCAGCUUAAUCGAAGCUCUCGUCCUGGAUCUGCCAAUCAUUUACUGACCGGCCUCACUGAAAAUAGACGUCUUAAUGGAGCACCGGAAGGAAGCUGGACGUCCUUACUCAAGCACUACCAUAUCGCGAUGAAGAUCGCGCGAAAUAUCAGAAGAAAAAAAUACAAUACCUCUGUGUCGAGAGAGAAGUAAAUAAAACAAGUUUACAAAACAAAGCGAUGUUCGCAAAGUAGAGCAUCGUACGAUCCUUUUGUGUGAAUGUGUGUGCGUAUGUAUGUAUGUAUGCGGCGACUAAACAAACUUGCGACCGAAAUUUUAUACCAUUUGCUCGCGAUUUACCUGCGAGUAGAGCUUUUUACACGACAGUUACAAUCCAAAACGUAUCCGGUCACUACUGUAGGAAGUAGCUGGUCUACGAGACUAAUAUAUCGAUGUAAAUACAGAUUUUUAAUUAAUGUACAAAACGAAAUUACAUGAAUAAAGUUAUUAUUCGUGGCUGUA